AUGUUCAGGUCUCUCUCUGCAACGGUUGGAAGAGCCAGUCUUCUGUUUAGGCGAACAUAUGCCGCCCAGGCAGCUGCGGUGCCGUCGCAGGUUCGGCUGCACCUGCUGCGUUUAGGCCUGCAGGGUCACGAAAACUGGGAACAGAUUCGACAGCGCUAUCGUGAACUUGCUCGAUCGAACCACCCGGAUGUGCCAGGUGGCAGCACCGAGAACUUUCAAGCUAUUCAGGAUAGCUACAAUUAUUUAUCGGUGUACUACGGUCACGCAAAGCCAAGUACUCGUCACGGCUACCGUGCGGCGGCACGGUCGCAGGGCGGCGCACCCUACUACCGCAGCACGUAUGCGGAGCAUGUGCAGCGCACGAACGGGUCGCCUGGCCUUUUCCUAGUGUUUCCAGCGCUGCUGCUGGUUGGCUUGGGCUCAUGGGUUAUUAUUCAGAGCGCGACUGGGCGUUCGCAGCGGGGAGAACUUCGGGCCGGUGGCACGUCGCAAUAUGUGCCUGAGAAUCGGCAGCUUAUUCUGCCACAGAAACCAGACCAGACACUUUUCCGAAUACAUCGUGAUGAAAAAUAG
Molecule: messenger RNA, 573 nt
Organism: Cyanidioschyzon merolae strain 10D
Lineage: Eukaryota; Rhodophyta; Bangiophyceae; Cyanidiales; Cyanidiaceae
Exons: 1
Coding region: 1-573 (190 amino acids)
Source: RefSeq, a predicted model, not a curated record